Echinops telfairi (small Madagascar hedgehog) is the source of this 2963-nucleotide messenger RNA. It is a transcript of the gene BAIAP2L1, whose product is annotated as BAR/IMD domain containing adaptor protein 2 like 1. The record is from RefSeq and is a predicted model, not a curated record. Gene Ontology annotation, biological process: plasma membrane organization; actin crosslink formation; positive regulation of actin filament polymerization. The coding region runs from base 1 to 1677 and encodes 558 amino acids. The transcript has 14 exons. Gene Ontology annotation, cellular component: nucleoplasm; cytosol. Gene Ontology annotation, molecular function: protein binding. Lineage: Eukaryota; Metazoa; Chordata; Mammalia; Afrosoricida; Tenrecidae.
AUGUUGUGGCUGGACUUCUCGGGCCGAGUACUGCAGGGCCCCCUGGGAGCCAUCCAGGCAGUGGAACCUGCUUCCGACCCGCCCACCCAGGGCCUCUCCUACCGCCUCAGGUGGAACAGCUCCGCCCACCAGGCAGCCUGCCUAGGGCGGCCUCGCCCGCCGCCCGCACCCCCGCCCGGCCUGCAGCCCGCCACUGGUCGGCCCUCCUGUCCGUCUCAGUUCGAGGCCACACCCAUCCCAGGUAUGGGCCAGGCCGCCCAGUCCCAAGCUGAGGAGCGCCACCUGCCUUGGAAUGUUAUGGAGCAGUUCAACCCUGGGCUUCGGAAUUUAAUAAACCUAGGAAAGAAUUAUGAGAAAGCGGUUAAUGCGAUGAUCCUGGCAGGGAAAGCCUACUACGACGGAGUGGCCAAGCUCGGCGAGAUUGCUACAGGGUCCCUGGUGUCGACAGAGCUGGGGCGUGUCCUUAUAGAGAUCUCGAGCACACACAAGACACUCAAUGACAGCCUGGAAGAAAACUUCAAAAAAUUCCACAAGGAGAUCAUACACGAGCUGGAGAAGAAGACGGAACUGGAUGUAAAGUACAUGAGCGCAACACUGAAGCGAUACCAAACGGAGCACAGGAGCAAGCUGGACUCCUUGGAGAAAUCGCAGGCCGAGCUGAAGAAGAUCCGGAGGAAGAGCCAAGGUGCACGGAACGCACUCAAGUACGAGCACAAGGAGACGGAGUACGUGGAAACCGUCAUUUCUCGUCAGACGGAAAUCCAGAAGUUCAUUGCUGACGGCUGCAAGGACGCGCUGCUUGAAGAGAAGAGGCGCUUCUGCUUCCUGGUUGACAAGCACUGCAGCUUUGCAGGCCACAUGCAUCAGUAUCACCUCCAGUCCCGGGAAGCCCUGUUGUCGAUUUGCUGUGUGGUACUCAGCACUAGACUAACAGAGGAUUUUCCACAGGUUGGGAAAGAUUAUGACACCCUUUCUAAAUAUUCACCAAAGAUGACCCCAGCCACUUCAACUAAAGCCUACAGCGGUCCCCUGAUCGAUAUGUUUAAUAACCCAGCAACCGUGGCCCAGAAUUCAGAAAGGACAAACAAUUCAACAGAGCCGCCUGAGGACCCGAGUCUCCAGCGCUCGGUGUCCGUGGCCACGGGCCUGAACCUGAUGAAGAAGCAGAAGGUGAGGGCCAUCUUUGCCCAUGCCGACGGCGGGAACAAGACCCUGCUCAGCUUUGCCAAGGGGGCCGUCAUCACGCUGCUCAUCCCCGAGGAGAAGGACGGCUGGCUCUAUGGGGAGCUGGAUGCCACCAGAGUGAGAGGCUGGUUCCCGUCGUCGUACACACAGGUGCUGGAGGGGGACGCAGAGGAAGCAGCCGCUCCACCCGUGCCAAGCCCUGUGCCUGUGCGGAGCGUCAGCACCGUGAACCUGGCUGAGAAGAGCCAGGUCUUCUUCCCUCCGCCAGAUUACCAAGACUGUCUGUCCACGGGGGCAGCUGCGGACAAGAGAGGAGAGGCUCCCACACAGACCUCGACCUUCAGAGUGACAGCGCCCAAGCCGGGAGCCGUGUCUCCUAAUGAUGCCAACGGGAUGGCAAAGCCCCCUUUCCUAAGCGGAGAGAACCCCUUUGCUACCGUGAAGCUGCGCCCGACGGUGACCAACGACCGGUCUGCUCCCAUCAUCCGGUGAAAGGCGGCCGCUGGGCUCCCCCCAUAAACUCUACCACCCGCUGACUGGUGCACCUCACACACGCACUGACGCCAAGAUGCUGGGACUGGUGUGGCGCCCAGUCGAGGCCCAGUCCUUACCGGCAGGUGGACACGUCUUCUCAGCUUCACCUAGCAGGUCUACGCAUCUGUCUCCAAGAGGAUGAAAUGAGUAGUAGCUUUAGUGACCAACAAAAUAAUUUAAGAUCUACACUUCCUAUCUCUUCUGAAAUUUGGGAUGAUUCUUAGUGCACCUUUUUUUUUGUCUUAAACAGCCAAAAUAUACAGAUGAUUUGUGCUUUUGCCCGGCACCCCGCUUUCGUGCUAAGACAACAGUAGUGUUUUACGAAGCGCGUGCUCUCAGGCAGCAGCAUGACAUUUAUCUGAAGAAAAAUACUGUGUGCGUGCACCUUGGCGUGCAAGUCAUAAGCAAUAUAAAUUAUGAAAAUAAUAUGUAAAAUAUAAAUUUUCUAACUUAGUCGUUAAAUUUGUUUUAUUAGAGAAAGCCACCCAGGGAGGGAGGGGAUUGCAAGCGCCCCUGUCAGACAACACAGUGCAGUGGGGGCUUCACGUUUCCUGUUCAGUCAUCACCAACAGUGACUAGCUACCUGUUGGGUUUACUGCCCAGGCUGCGUGCCAGGGCUGAGGGCCAUACAGAGCAGCCCACCUAUUGGGGGGGGUGGAGAGGGGAGGUUCCCAUCAGCAGGAAGGACCUACCUUGCUCACCCUGACGGUGGAGAAUCCUGAGCAGAAUUUGCACCCAGGACUUCCUGCUUGGAAGGGCUGCUCCCUGUGGACUGCCAGGACUUCGCUGCUCCGUCAUCAGCUCAGUUCUCCUGGGGGCUGGAUGCUAGCCCAGUGCAGGCCUCCUUCCGGCUGGGUUGAACAAUGUCACAAGCUCUCGUGGGAGGGGACAGCCAGGCAGCCCCUCCCCCCAGGGGCUGUGAGCACCAGCCAGGGCAGAGAACCUGGUCUGUUCUCCUCCCACCACCUAUAGGAGAGGGUCCAGGAGUGUUCCACUCAGGGAAAACAGCUAGGUCUUUAGAGCCCCCCGUGGGGAGCCUUCUGGCUUUGUUACAGGGAUCUAGACGCAGGUCCUAGGGGAUCAGGUGCAACAUGUGGACCCCACCAGACUCCUCCAAGCCCCAUUUUGCCCCCACAGAAUGGAACUUGGUGCGGAAGUGGGGGCAGGGGGUCCUCGGGUCCCUAGCACCAAAGCGCAGUAGUGUCACGGUACUGUAUUUCAUGACAAUAAAGACCUUGAAAACA